AACACAAAAUUAGAGAGAUAAAAUCGGGCUAUGCAAAGAGAAAGAGAAAGAGAGAGAGAGAGAGAGAGAGAAAGAAAGAAAGAUAGAGAGAUGGAAAGAGAGAGAUAGCAGAGCACCGAAAUCGGGCAUGGGUGAAAAUUAUUCUGUCUUGGAGAAACUGAGGAAGGAACUGAGAAAGAGAUUCGGGAGGAAGAUGGGUGAAAAUUGUUCUGUCUUGGAGAAACUGGGAGAGAGAUUCGAGAGGGAGAUGGGUGAAAUUUAUUCUGUCUCGGAGAAACAGAGAGAGGUCGAGAGGGAGAUGGGUGAAAAUUAUUCUGUCUUGGAGAAACUGAAUCAGCUAAUGAUCAGUAAGGCGUGCAAUUUGACCGCAGAUCAGAUUGAUCAUAUCGACUCUUUUUACUAUCGGCUAAGAUUCCUAGCAACCAUUCUCAAGGAUUUGGAAGAGAAGCAGCAGCAGCAGCAGCGUGAGCUGAACUAUGAAGCUAAAAACCUGCCGAUGCAAAUUUAUUAUGUGAUCUGCAAGACAAGACAACUCAUCCGUUUUUUUGAUGUUCAUGUUCCAGGGCAGAGGGACUGCAACAACAACGGUGACAGUUUUUUUGAUAUUUUAAUUGGCACAAAUAUCAUGGAAGAGAUUAAGACGAUCGAGGCAAAAGUGGUGCAGUUUUAUGACCAGAUAAAUCAGAUCCAACUCGUACAAGAUUUCAAUGAUGGAGUCCCGUCAAUGUCUAUGCCAAUGGAGAACAGAACCAUGGUAGAUGAAGAAAUUACAGUGGGCUUUGAUGAUGAGGCGUUGACUAUAAAAGAGCUACUUGCUGGAGGGAAGAAGCAGCUACAAAUGAUAUCAAUUGUUGGGAUGCCUGGACUAGGUAAGACUACUUUAGCCAGAAAAGUGUACAAUGAUCCUUACAUCACACACUACUUUCAUAUUCGUGCAUGGACCUAUGUUUCUCAAUUAUCCAGACAAACAGAUAUGUUGUUGGACAUUUUACGUUCUCUUAAUGUCGUCUUUACCGAUGAAAUUGAAAACAUGACCAAUGAGAAGCUAGGCGAAAAGUUGUACAAGCAAUUAAAAGGCAAGAGAUAUCUCAUUGUCAUUGAUGAUUUAUGGGAUAUUGGUGCCUGGGUUGAUCUUAAAAUGUAUUUCCCCAAUGACAACAAUGGAAGUAGAGUUAUGUUCACUAGUCGCCUCAAAGAGUUGUCUAUGCAUGCCUCACCUGAUUGCCAUCCUCAUUGUCUGCGUUUUCUCACUGAAGAAGAGAGUUGGGAGUUAUUACAACGGAAGGUGUUUCAAAAUGAAAGUUGCCCUCCAGAACUGAUUGAAAUUGGGAAGCAAAUAAUGAAAAAAUGUGAAGGGCUUCCACUUGCAAUUGUUAUAAUAGCAGGACUUCUUGCAAAGAACAUCAAGACAGUAGUGUCGUGGAAACAAGUUGCCCAAAGUGUAAGCUCAUACAUUGUUAGUGAUCCAAACCAGUACUUGGACACACUAGCACUGAGUUACAAUCACUUGCCUCGCCACUUGAAACCAUGCUUUCUCUAUUUAGGAGCAUUUCCAAGAGACCAAGAAAUCCCAGUGCAGAAGUUAAUUUGUUUGUGGGUAGCUGAGGGGUUUAUACAAAAGAUUGGGCAAAGAAGCGUCGAGGAAGUAGCAGAGGGUUACUUAAUGGAUCUGUUUCAGAGAAGUCUGGUAAUUGUUGCUCAAAAAAGGUUUGAUGGUCGAAUUAAAGCAUGUCGUAUGCAUGAUUUGUUGCGUGAUUUAUGCUUGAAGAAAGCCGGGGAAAUUAAUUUCCUACAGUGGACUCACAAUUAUAAAGACGCUUCUCCUUCUUCUUCAAGUAAUUACGACCAACACCGCCUGUGCAUCCCUUCUUACUUGGGACCAAGAUUUGAUCAUAUUUUCUUACAAUCUUAUUCCCCAACAGUUCUUCAAUCAUUAUUGUGCUUCAGACAUGUGUUUGAGAAAAUAAUUUGUUACGAUGACAAUCUGUUCAGUGAUAUGUGCUCGUUUAUUUGUUGGACCUUCAAACUUCUUAGAGUGUUGGAAAUAUGCUAUAACAAUGCCUUCUUUCCAAGAGAAUUAACACGACUUGUUAAUUUGAGGCCACCUGUGUAACCGGUUACCAAACAGAGCAAAAGAUCAGAGUAGUCCAACAGUCGGAAGUCAGUUGGCCUCCCUCUCUGGCUCGUGCUGUUGCUCUUCUCUUCUCCUUCCUCCUCUCUUCCACCAUAGUCGAAGCUUCAACCAUUGCCAAAGACCACCAGCCCCGUCGGCGUCGGGGCCACCAUUCUCUCGGUGUAGACAUCUUUCUUCAUAACCUCUCACUGUCUUGACGUCAAGAACUAGAGUUUCUUCCAUUCUAAUCGAAUAUUUCCAAGAGAUAUUUUCUGUAGCUCAGGUUGCUGAUAAUUUGGUGUUUGGAGUCGGGAUAAAUUGUGGACAGCUUAAACUGUGAUUUUGGGUUCACCAAUUAGUCAUCAACGAAUCGGAGAUUUUGGGUUUGAUCCAUCGCAAAGUGUGUUAUUCGCUUGCAAACAAGGUAUUGCCUGGUGGGUUUCACCUGCUUUUCCUUCUUGUUGCAGAAAGCUCAGGAUUUUCAUAAGGACACUGGUUCUCCUGUGGGUGCGUUAGUUUCUCAAGAUGUUAACAGGUCUGAUGACUUGAAGCAGCUCUAUCCAGAGCCAUCACAAUGUACGUGUUAUGUCCUGGAAGAUGUUUCUCUCAGUGAGCUUGGGAACAGUCUGACUGAAUUUCUACAUAUUCAAGAUGAUAAAAAAUUGGCAUCAAGCUCCAAUUUAGUUCAACCUGCCGACAAGACUGAUAACUUCAAUGUGGAGAAGAAAGAUAAAUGCAAAGAUCUAGAUCAAACUGAACCAACCACUGUAACUUCUGAGAAAUUUUUUCCCAAAUGUGCAACAUUUGCAUGCUCUGGUAAGAAAGCAUCCCUUGCUGUGUCUGCAAAUGUGGAAGAUGACAUAAAUGCUGCAGUAUUGAAGAAAAAUGGCCAUGAAUCUGUUAAUCCUACAUGCCCUCAAUCCAUAUCCUUGCCUACUCCUUCAAAGCUAGUAUCUGCCAUGAAGGGUAGCCGUGAGAAACAGGGGAUGACACCUCCAGAGAAACUGACCGACAGAUGGGCGCCUGAUGUGUAUGAUCCUCCUCCAUCAAUAUCUACAUCCACAUCUGGGAAGAUCAAGAAACCACGGCCCAAGAGUGAAAGUAAGAGGUAUUAUGAUUAUAAGAACGGAAAGAACAAGCAGAAGGGAAAACCUUCUAAAGGGAGCAGCAGUAAGGACAAGAACCACGUUUGAAAACACGGUGGGAGUUCUAACAAGUAUUACCAAACGCUAGACAAUGAUGACAGAGUGGUCGACUAUAAUGAGCCUUGCGGUGAAUCGGGGGGUUUUGGUGUUGGUAGCCCAAACUCAUAUUGUGGGAGUAGUUUCCCUAAGAAAUCUGUCAGAGAGUUGCAUUUCUCCAUUGCAGAGGCUACAUGAGCCUUAUCUUCAAUCACCACCGAGUAGUCCUUUCUUCUCAUUCAUGGUGUUAAUAAAUAAAGUACUGUUUUAGGGUCUUGUUGACUGUAGUUAUAGUACUUCGGAAACUUUUGACAAUUUUCUUUUGCAGUGCUGCUAUUGGUAAAUCUGCAUUGACAUCCUCACAAACUUCAGGUUUUGUCUGUAGAUGAGUUUUUACAAUCUAAGCUGCCCUUUCUUUUUUCCUGGUUUAAAGGAAAUUGUCGUGCUCUUGUUCUUCAUCGAUUCUAGUCGGUGGGUGUUCCUGGUUUAUGUUAUUUCGUGUGUGGUUGGUGUUGGAA
Camellia sinensis is the source of this 3812-nucleotide messenger RNA. The record is from RefSeq and is a predicted model, not a curated record. Lineage: Eukaryota; Viridiplantae; Streptophyta; Magnoliopsida; Ericales; Theaceae.